Molecule: messenger RNA, 2625 nt
Organism: Paramecium primaurelia
Lineage: Eukaryota; Ciliophora; Oligohymenophorea; Peniculida; Parameciidae
Source: the annotation of a GenBank genome assembly
AUGAUUAUUUAAAAAUCUAAUAAUUGGGCUUAUUUUAAUUAUGCUUAUAAUUUUGAACCUAUAAAUGAUUUUAUUGAUGAAUUUCUUAUUUGUGGAUUAUAUGAAGAAUAUUAUGGAUAUGAUGCAAAUUCAAAAAUUUGUCAACCUUAUUAUUAUGAUACAAUGUGUAUUUAUACUUAUUAUUCUGAUUAUUUAUAUAAUAGUGCCAUUUACCCUUAUUAACAGAUUUGUCUUGGGUUAAAUUUUAAAAUGUUCCUGCAACUUAAGGAUAUUAGUGUACAUAAAAUAUUCCUAAUUGUAAUAUUUGCCUUAAUCAAUCAUAAUAUACUCCUUUUUUGUAUUGAAUGUAAAUGAGGAUAUUAUUCAGAUCGUUUUUCUGGAUAAUGUUAUAAUUGUCCACUAUCUUUAAAUUGUAAAACAUGUUAUCAUUCUAUUAUACAAUUUAAUGAUGAAUGGAAAGUCAAACUUAAAGUUAUAAAUUAAGUUUUGAAAUAAUAAUCAAAUCCAAGAUAUUUUGUAUUAUAAUCAUUAUUUAUUUUUAGUUUACACAAGAUGAAAGUAAUAAUCCUUAAGAUUACAAAUUGAUAUGUUCUUCAUGUAAUGAUGGCUUUAAAUUAUAUGAUGGAAAAUGCAUAAAAUAUUGUGAUUCAAACUGUUCAAAUUGUUAAUAUUAAGAUGGUUAAUAUUAUUGUUUUUAUUGUGGAAAAAAUAAUUAUCAUAAUUUAUUGAGUUUAAUUUAAUAAAAAUGUUCAGAUUGUCCUAGUUAUUGUGAAUUUUGUAGAGAAAGAACAUAAGAUGAAUUGGUAACAUUAAAUUCAAAUUAUAUGUUAAAUGAAAAGAAUGCAAUUUAUUCUUAUUAAUGCUUAAAAGCGUUUUCCUUUAAUCAAGAUCUUUAUUAUGAUUAAAUUUUUGGAUAAUUUAUUCCUUGUUAAAAUUCAAUUGGUUGUGAAAAUGUUCUUAAUUAUGAAAUGAAUUUAUACUGUUCUAAUGAAGAAUAUUAUAAAACUCUAUCAUUAAUUAGUAAUUUAGAUUAAUAAAAUCAAUUUAAAAUGAACAAUAUACUAUUUGAUUCACUGUUAUAAUCUAAACCAUAAUAAUCUAGUUUUGCUGAUGUAAUAAUUAAUUAAUAAUUUAAGUUAGAAGUUGAUUCUAAAUAUGAAAUUAUGAAUAAGAAAUUUAUUAGAAAAAUGAGAAUUUAUUUAAUAUCCAAUCAAGAAUAAAUUUGUUCAGUUAAUUAAAUAAGUUACAUUUCCUAAAAGUUUUCCAAAUUUGUAUUUAAUUUAAUGUAAUUAUAUUCUUAUAAAAAGUGAUGUUUAAUUAAUAAUAACAUCUAAAAUUGAAAAGCCUUUAAAAAUAAAAGUUUAUUAAGAAUUACACUUUUUAGAUUUUUCUUAUUUAAAAUUUGAAAAUAUUUAAUUUGAAAUACAAUAUACUACUAACAUAAAACUUAUUAGUAUUUAAGGAUUUAAGCCAAUAACCUUAUAGAUGGAAAAAAUUGAUUUUUUACCUUCAGACCAGAAACAACCUUUUUUAUUCAUUUUUCAAGGUAAAUAAAUUUCUUUGAUAAUGUUUAAUUUAGUUAAUCUUUAAAAUUCAUUAUUAUAGAAUUAAAAUUCAUAAAGUAUUUUUUAACUAUCAUUUCAAACAUCAAAUGCAUAAGUUCAAAUUAAAAGAUUUUCAAUCUCUAAUUGCAUUUUUUAAAAUGUAAGUCUAUUUGAAUUUUCUUCAAGUCAACCAAUUUCAAUAGAAUUUGAUGUAAUUAAAAUUUUUGCCAAUUUAAAUACAUGUUCUUUUUUGAUAACUUCAAAAAUCACAGAAAUAAUGACUUUAAAUAUUCAAAAUCUAUUGAUUUCAGGUUUAAUGUAAAACUCAUCACCUUUUAUAACAUUAAAUAAUACAUAAAUAGCUAAAAUAGAAAAUUUAACAAUAAAUGAAAUGAAAAUGAUAGAUUCCAUUUUUAUAUAAUUUGAAAAUUAUGCUGUUAUAAAUAAUAUCCAAAUUAAUUAAUGUCAAACUUAAGGAUUAGUUUAUAUUAUCUAUAAUUUUAUACCUAAAGAAAUGAGUAAUCAAGUAAAUUUAACUUACUUUAUUAAUUAAAUUAGAAUAAAAGAUUUGAAUUUAAAUUAUCUCUCAAAAGUAAUAUAUUUAUUACCUUUUCAAUCUUUUUCAUCUUCAAUAGAUAUUUAAAAUAUUCUACUUUAAAAUACCUCCUAAUAUGACCAAAUUAAUUCUAAAAUUGAUUAUGUUGAUUCUUCUAUUAUAAAUAUUAAAUUGUAAAUUGUUAAAAUUAAAAAUUGUACAAUUAAAAGAGGCUUUGGAUUCAUUGAAUUUUUAUUUGAAAACAUGUAACAGUUAGAAAUUAUAAAUUUUUAUGCAUUAUAAUUGAAAAAACAUUAAUUGCAUUAAUUUUAUGAUUGUUCUAAUUUAUAUUCAAGUUUAUAUUAAAGCAUUAUUAAAUUAUCAGAAGUACAAAAUAUUUAUUUUGAAAAUUUUGAUAUAGCUGAUUUUAAUAUUAUCAACUCAGCCCUAAUUUAACUUUAAAGUUACGCUUAAAUAUUCACUUAAUCAAAGUACUAUUUAAAGAANUAGUCAUCACAUUUUAUAACAUUAAAUAGCUAAAAUUGA